Molecule: messenger RNA, 2736 nt
Organism: Erinaceus europaeus (western European hedgehog)
Lineage: Eukaryota; Metazoa; Chordata; Mammalia; Eulipotyphla; Erinaceidae
Product: zinc finger protein 709-like
Exons: 6
Coding region: 886-2280 (464 amino acids)
Biological process (GO): regulation of transcription by RNA polymerase II
Cellular component (GO): nucleus
Molecular function (GO): RNA polymerase II transcription regulatory region sequence-specific DNA binding; DNA-binding transcription factor activity, RNA polymerase II-specific
Source: RefSeq, a predicted model, not a curated record
UUCUUGUUUGUGAACUUACCUACAGAGAGCAGAGCAGGUUUCAGGGUUCACAGGGUGCCGGCAUGCAGCUUCCAUGUCAAAAGAGCCACUGCACUCCUGGAGCCCGGCUGUGAGCAGGCGACAGAGUGUGGUCAUCACACUUAGUGAUGCACCAAGUCCCCAGGAUGCGGGGUCACAGAGCUGGACCUCAUAUGGCCGACCAGCAGAAGAGUGAGCAGGAUUAAACUAAGUGGGUGAGAAAGCUGGUUGAAGUGCAGGUUUUUAACUGCUGAAUCUUCUAGGGGAAUACUAGAGAAACGCUUUAUGUUUCUCCAGGCACACCCCCUGUAGAAGUUGAUAGGACAGCAUUCCUGUCACUUAGAAAUCUCUGGUUUUUUUUUUUUUUUAUUGGGUGUAAACAUUAUCCAAUCAGGAGAAUAGUUGUGUGUGUGGCAAGGGCUUCCUCCAAUUAAACUCUGAGUUAAAGGCUGCUGGUGGGUGGUGCUCCAAAGUGGAAGAAGACACUGCAGGAAAUAAGACGCACUGAGGACCCAUCGAUUCUGUGUUUCUGGGGUCCCCUGGCUUUUCUCUACUCUUCUCUGUGUUUCCCUCAUCUUCUGCUGAUUUGGACCUUGGAGAGGAGUCUUCGGUAAAUUCAGCGCUGGAUGGAAUAUCGUGCAGUGAUAUCACGUGAGAAAGCUGUGCUGGUGGAUUUAAAGCAUAUUCUCCAGGUGCUGCUGUGACUACAAUUCAUUUUCUAGCCUGAAAAGGAAGUAGGAAGAGGAGUCUGAGGUUCUUCCAGUGCAGUGCUGUCAAACAAAACGACUUUGCUGGUGGAUUUAAAUCAUAGUCUCAAACUACUGUGAUUUCCCUUCAUUUUCUGCCCUGAAUUAAGAGGAGGAAGAAAUGGCAACUUCUCAGUGCUCAGUGACCUAUGAAGAUGUAACUGUGAUAUUCACUCAAGAGGAGUGGACACUAUUAAAUCCUUCAGAGAAGAAACUCUACAGAGAUGUGAUGUGGGAAAAUUUUAAUAACAUUCUCACAAUAGGAAAAUUACAAGAGGACUAUUACUCCAGUAAGCAGCAGCUUAACCACCAAGAAUGUAAACAAAGUAAUAUUGUCAAAAUCACAGAGGUCAACAAAAGAAGAAAAACUGAAGAAGGUGAUGUAUACAACAAAGUAUUUACUUGUUCUACUCACCUUCUAAACCACAAAAGAAUUCACAUUGCAGAGAAAUAUUAUGACCGGAAACAGUGUUGUAAAACAUUCAGUCAUCAUCAUAGAGGUGAAAGAACUCAUAAUGGAGAGAAAUCUUAUGAAUGUAAGCAAUGUAGGAAAACAUUCAGUCGUUCUAGUUCUCUUCGGAUACAUGAAAGAACUCACAGUGGAGAGAAACCCUAUGAAUGUAAACACUGUAGUAAAACAUUCAGUUAUUCCAGUUAUCUUCGGGCACAUGAAAGAACUCAUAGUGGAGAGAAACCCUAUGAAUGCAAACAAUGUAGUAAAACAUUCAGUUACUCCAGUUAUCUUCGGGUACAUGAAAGAACUCAUAGUGGAGAGAAACCCUAUGAAUGCAAACAAUGUGGUAAAACAUUCAGUUAUUCCAGUUAUCUUUGGGCACAUCAAAGAACUCACAGUGGAGAGAAACCUUAUAAAUGCAAACAAUGUAGUAAAACAUUCAGUCAGCCUGGUUCUCUUAGGGUACAUGAACGAACUCAUAGUGGAGAGAAACCCUAUGAAUGUAAACAAUGUGGUAAAACAUUCAGUCAGGCCAGUUAUCUUAGGAUACAUGAACGAACUCACAGUGGAGAGAAACCCUAUGAAUGUAAACAAUGUAAUAAAACAUUCAGUUAUUCCAGUACUCUUUGGGCACAUGAAAGAACUCACAGUGGAGAGAAACCCUAUGAAUGUAAACUAUGUAGUAAAACAUUCAGAUAUUCCAGUUCUCUUCGGGCACAUGAAAGAACUCACAGUGGAGAGAAACCCUAUGAAUGUAAACUAUGUAGUAAAACAUUCAGUCAGUCUGGUCAUCUUUGGAGACAUAAAAGAACUCACAGUGGAGAGAAACCCUAUGAAUGUAAGCUAUGUAGUAAAGCAUUCAGUCGAUUGAGUUAUCUUCAGAAACAUGAAAGAACUCAUAGGGAAGCCCUGUUAACAUCAACUGUUUCAGAUGAUGUGGGUGGAAAGGGACUCACAUUUCAAAUCAGUUUGGAAGUUAGUCCAACUCCUAUGCAAAACAUACUGGAGAUUCAUCAGAACACUAGAAAUACACCUAUUUUAUCACCUCCCAAUCUCUCCUAGGGAUUUACGUAGGGAAAAUAAAAGUACCUAUGUAUAUCAAUGUUUACAGCAAUAGUCUAAUGUCCCAAAUUUGGAUGCUAUCCAUGAUAACCAGAUAGCAGAUGAAUUGCUAUGCAAUGUCUGCUACAUAAGCCUAAUGCAGUACUAUGCAGCUUGUAAAAAUGAUGAGCAUCACCUUUGCUAUAACAUUGUCACAGCCUGAAAGCAUCCUGUUGAGUGAGACUAAGCAGAUAAAGACCAAUACCAAAUGGUCUCACCUAAGGAUGGAAAUAAAAAAAACAGUCAAGGAUAAAUUAAGGUGAAUCUUGAAGUAGGUGUGGUGUAGGUCUCCAAAAACUGUUGGCAAGGAGGAAAAGGGACAGAAUCAAUAGUUAUUUAGAUCUGGUUGUUCCUGUGCAUUAAAAUUUAGACUGUAAAACUGAUGUCCUUACAAAAUAAAAGAAAAAUACAGAUGUG